UUUUUUUUAAUCCGUUCGUAAUGAUCUUCACAUCCCAUUUUUUGACAAGUACACUCAAUUUUUUGUUAUUCCUGAAAUUUUUAUGUGGACUUUUUUCACUAAAAAACAAAAAGAUAUAGUGCAAUUAUAAAAAAAAAAAAGAGAGCAAAAAUCAUUUCCCUUGUAUUUCUGUUAAUCAUAUUUAUACGGAUUUAUUACUAUUUGUGACCUACAUAUCCCAAAAUUUUACAGUACAUUUGUUGAAGGUUACAGCGUAAACUGGUCCAAUCCUUCUGGCAAAAAAAAAAAAAAAAGAGGAAAAAGCGGAAAACCGGUCCCAACUGUUGAAGCUACACGCGCGUGUAAUAAAAAGUUCACAACGCACAGCUUCCCUUGUCCUACAACCUCCAACCAAUUCUGCUCCGUAUAAAGGAAAACCGAAAAUCCUACCGCGAACCCAGAGGGAGACGGAAGGAGAGAUUCAUGAAAUACUGCACGGGAAGGAGAAUAGGAGACUCUCUCUCUCUCUCUCUCCAUAUUUGUGUCUUGCUUGACUGUCGCCCUCCUCCCCCAUCCGCCGUUAGUAGCGUUAAACCGCGUUUUUAGCACCGUGUUUUCCUUUUUCCAUUUUACGUGUUUGCCUUUGCAUUCUUUAAACCCCCGCCCCGUAUAUACGUGUUGACCUUCAUUCCCCCCCUUUCCAUCUCUACCGACAAUCCCUUUCCUUUGGAGUGGUAAUACAAUACUAUCACAACCUACACGUACAUAUCACAGCAUUUGGUUAGAGGGGGUUUCUUGAUAAUUCAUUUGGGUGGAGGCGGGGGUUUCUUGAAAACCUUCCAUUCCAUCACCAUCCAAUGGUUCCCCGCCGCCCAAUCACUUCUUCCAACAUCUCUCCUCUUCUUCUCUUCCUCCUCCUAUGGCCGUCGGCGUGCCUCGCGAUUCGCUCCUUCCCCGAAUCCAGAGCCUCGAUCCUCUCCCGAUUCGCCGAGGCGCCGGAGUACCGCAACGGCGGCGAGUGCCCCGCCUCGUCCGGUGAGGAGCCGGCGUCGUCGUGCGACCGGUCCGUCGUCCACAUCGCGAUGACCCUCGACUCCGAGUACCUCCGCGGGUCCGUGGCGGCGGUCCACUCCGUCCUCCGCCACGCCUCCUGCCCCGAGCACGUGUUCUUCCACUUCGUCGCCGCCGAGUUCGACCCGGUGAGCCCCCGGGUCCUGACCCAGCUCGUCCGGUCCACCUUCCCUUCCCUCAACUUCAAGGUCUACAUCUUCCGCGAGGACACCGUGAUAAACCUCAUCUCCUCCUCGAUCCGGCAGGCCCUGGAGAACCCGCUGAACUACGCCCGGAACUACCUCGGCGACAUACUCGACCCGUGCGUGAACCGGGUCAUCUACCUGGACUCUGAUGUAAUCCUAGUCGACGACGUCAGGAAGCUCUGGACCAUAACCCUGACGGGAAACCGGGUCAUCGGGGCGCCCGAGUACUGCCACGCCAACUUCACCAAGUACUUCACCGACGACUUCUGGUCCGACCCGAUUCUCCCCCGGGUUUUCGGGUCCAAAACCCCGUGCUACUUCAACACAGGGGUGAUGGUGAUGGACUUGGUAAAAUGGCGCGAGGGGAAUUACCGGAGGAAAAUCGAGAACUGGAUGGAGCUGCAGAGGAAGCGGAGGAUAUACGAGCUGGGCUCGCUGCCGCCGUUCCUGGUGGUUUUCGGCGGCGACGUGGAGCCGGUGGAUCACCGGUGGAACCAGCACGGUCUGGGCGGGGACAACGUGAAGGGGAGCUGCCGGUCUCUGCACCCCGGUCCGGUGAGCCUGUUGCAUUGGUCCGGCAAGGGGAAGCCGUGGGUCCGGCUCGACGAGAGGAGACCGUGUCCGUUGGAUCACUUGUGGGAGCCGUACGAUCUCUACAAGCCCAACCGGGACAGACUCCGGCACAAUCCUUCUUCCCAUCACCUGCCGUUGGUUCUGUCCGGUUCAGGCUCCAUUGGAUACUCAAAUUAUUUCGUUUGAUUUGAUUUUUUUUUUGUCGGGCGAUACAUACACAGGGCAGGCCAUUCGGUCAUUCUUUGGUAGCCGUGUACAAAUUGUGUAGGGAAAUUUAUUGUAUUUUUUUUGUUUAUUAUUUUUUGUACUUGUUUUUUUUUUUUUUUUUGAAUUUAUUUUUUGGGUCUAGCUGGUGGUGUUCCUGUGCUGGGAACAGUUUUUCGGGCGAUGGGUGUUUUGUAUGGACGGGCAAGAAUAACAUCAACGUGUGGUUGAUUCGAUUCAUUUCUCUUCUCAUAGAUGGAACCAAUGAUAUACUGUUUUUCUA
This is a messenger RNA of Rhododendron vialii, 2295 nucleotides long. Its product is annotated as probable galacturonosyltransferase-like 9. The transcript has a single exon. Gene Ontology annotation, cellular component: Golgi apparatus. The record is from RefSeq and is a predicted model, not a curated record. Gene Ontology annotation, molecular function: glycosyltransferase activity. Lineage: Eukaryota; Viridiplantae; Streptophyta; Magnoliopsida; Ericales; Ericaceae. Bases 837 to 1994 code for a protein of 385 amino acids.